This is a messenger RNA of Cynocephalus volans (Philippine flying lemur), 870 nucleotides long. It is a transcript of the gene NFILZ, whose product is annotated as NFIL3 like basic leucine zipper. The coding region runs from base 1 to 870 and encodes 289 amino acids. The transcript has a single exon. The record is from RefSeq and is a predicted model, not a curated record. Lineage: Eukaryota; Metazoa; Chordata; Mammalia; Dermoptera; Cynocephalidae. Gene Ontology annotation, cellular component: nucleus. Gene Ontology annotation, molecular function: DNA binding; DNA-binding transcription factor activity. Gene Ontology annotation, biological process: regulation of DNA-templated transcription; circadian rhythm.
AUGGACAUGGGACUCUUGGGCCUGCCGGACAUAUCUCAGUAUCGCGGCAAGACCCUGCGGCACGCUCAGGGCAGGGGCCCAGUGGUGCGUCGGCGGCGGGAGUUCAUGCCAGAAGACAAGAAGGACACAGUUUACUGGGAGAAGCGGAAAAAGAACAACGAAUCAGCCAAGAGAUCCCGGGAAAAGCGACGUCUCCACGACGUGGCCACCGAGGGCAGGCUGGCUGCUCUGCUUCAGGAGAACACCCUGCUCAGGGCUGAGCUGCGGGAGCUCAAGCUGCACUUUGGCCUCCUGCCCCCUGUUGGUGGCCCUUGGACCUUGCCACUGCAGGCCCUGCUAUGGGAUUCCCCCUGGACUGGGGACCGCCACCCUGGGGCUGAACCACUCUUGUCGCUGCCUGACUCUCAUGGCUGCCUCUUAAGGCCGUGCUCCCUGGACACGGGGUUUCUGGGAUGCUGGAGCUGCCUGGUGGCUCACAGAAGGACUGGACUGGCCACUUCCCCCAGGUCCCCACAGGAGUGUGCACCCCCUACCCCCAACAGAAUUGAUACAGUCUUGCAGGCUGCUCUCCCAGCUGCUCUCUUUAACUGUCACCUCUUGGAUGGGCAUACGGGGCCCAGACCGGAGCUCAGGCCCUGCCGGGGGCUGUGGCCACCCAUGUCCCUAGGACACGGGGCUUCAGGGCCCUCAGAUGGGUUGCUGACACCCACUGCUGACUCCAUGGGGCUUCCCUCCGGGGUGACCUUCCCUGUCCCAGGGAAGAGUCCUGAAGGUCUGGACCAGCCUUCCCUGCCCCACAAACUACGUGUCAAGUCCCGAGCCUCAGGCAGGGUUCCCCAAGGCCGGAACGGUGGCCAGGGCCCCCUCUGA